Messenger RNA from Dalotia coriaria, 670 nucleotides. Its product is annotated as general odorant-binding protein 72-like. The transcript has 5 exons. The record is from RefSeq and is a predicted model, not a curated record. Gene Ontology annotation, molecular function: odorant binding. NCBI's taxonomy places the organism in Eukaryota, Metazoa, Arthropoda, Insecta, Coleoptera, Staphylinidae. Bases 93 to 518 code for a protein of 141 amino acids.
AAUUUGUUAGAGUCAGUGAGUUUUCAACAGAAGCAUAAUAAAGAGUUAAGAUUGAGAUUUAGAAGAUACACUUUUAAGAAGUUGUUUUGACAAUGUUAAAGUUGCUAUUAUUAGGCGUAAUUUUAGGGCUGUUGGUUGAAAAUGGUUCGGCUGCGAUGAAUGAAAAACAAGUUAAAGCAGCAGCCAAAUUAGUCAGAAAUUCUUGUCAACCUAAAAUGAAAAUAUCCGAUGAAAUAAUUGAUAAUAUGCAUAAAGGUACAUGGGCAGGAGAUCCAGUCGAAAAGUGUUACAUGCAUUGCUCUCUUGUAAUGUUAAAACUUACUAAUAAAAAAGGCGAAAUGGAUUAUGAUUUAGCCAUUAGCCAAAUUCCAACUCUUCCGGAACCGCGGCAAGCGCCAACCACCGCUUCAGUUACUAAAUGUAAAGAUGAGCCAAUGACAGAUGACAAAUGCGACAAUGCGUGGCGUAUCGCCAAGUGCAUCUACAUGGAUAAUCCCGCAAAUUAUUUCCUGCCCUAAACAAAAUAUUACAUUGAUGAACGUCGAUAAAACGCAAUUUACAUGGAUUUUCUCAUGGAUAACAAAAACUAAUUUAAAUCGCUUAUUAGAGUAUUAAGAAUGUCACUGGUAUUAAUUUAUUAUAUGCAGAAUAAACUGAUUUCAGUUUUAAA